ACAUGUGACAUCCAGCGAAUGCGUGGAUGUGUCGAUGGAGUGCGGAUGCGUGCCACAGCGCGACAUUCAUAGCAUCGAUAUCACUUCCAACCAGAGUGAACACGCAGAAUGAUUGAAGGUCUCGCAAAAGACAAGAUAGUUCAGAUAGCAAGCCACAUGCCACACAUAAAGCACUGAGGGAGUCAGUCAGACGAAGCAGUGCAGUAGAGUGCACACAAAUUCGAUACAUCAUGCGCUGCCUUACUUGAGGCUCACAAACUGUACACACAAGGUGUCCACACACAGCAGCGAAAAAAGACUCGCAAUAGAGAUACCAUGCACCACAUAAAUGGACGAGCUGCCCACACGUAAUCAGCACGUUUGGUUAUGCACACCACUCACUCACAAGCAACGACAUAAGUCCCCCAGUGCAGUGCAAUGUAUGUCGGUCAGCCAACACCGUCUGCACAUCCCAUGUCAGUCACUGGUCACCCUUCUUUCGUUUCUUGGUCAUCACCGUGUCCUUGGAAGGCUUGUCCCUGUCGUAUGAAGGUGGAGGCAUGGCGGAUUGCGGAGCAGCAUCUGAACAGACGACAGAGCACGGCGUCUGCAAACGUGUGUCCUCCCCAUCUGUGUGCGUUCUCUCACCUUCCAGCAGCAUCCUCGGAAGCCUCGCUUUGACCUCUUCCUCCGUCAGGUACAGAACGAACAUGGCAGGGGCGACACGGCCGGCGCGGCCUGAUGACUCGAGCGCCUCAAUCAUCUGACACACACACAGAGCCGUGUGUGCGUUGUCUUGUGUUGUCUUGUCUUGUGUGGUGUGUGUGGCUUGCCGGUCGAUGCUCCUUCUCAUCUGGCCAGAGCUUCCGGAUAGUAUCGGGAAGCUUGUCCAUGGCAUCCGCAAGCUUCUUGUCCUUUAUCCCAGUCGCGCCCAUCUUCGGGAACGUUUGCGCCAUUCCCGCAGAGGUUUCAC
This is a messenger RNA of Vitrella brassicaformis, 952 nucleotides long. The record is from the annotation of a GenBank genome assembly. Lineage: Eukaryota; Vitrellaceae.